AUGAAGACAUUUGGCACAUACGGACCUGUGAAUCCUGAAGAAAAUUAUGUUGUCUCACGCGCUGUGGAACUCGCUGAUUUUAUCAACCGCGUCAAACAGGGACGAUAUAUCGUUAUCUUCGCGCCCCGGCAGACAGGUAAAACCACGUUCUUCCAAUGGGCUCUUGAAGCACUCACCGUCGAUACCGCAGAGACCUACUUCCCCAUUGAACUCAAUUUUGAAGUGUAUGAAAACUAUUCCGCCCCGGAUUUUUACAACUCCCUCUAUCGAAGAAUUGGUAGGGAAAUUGCGCGCGUCUUUCAGAAACGCGGCAUCGCCCCUUCUGAAGCCUUAAGACAACUCUUGGAGAACACAAAAUUAACCGAUCACGUUGCGAUGAUGGAAUUCUUUGAACAACUUGGGGAGCUUCUCGGAGAUGAGAAACUUAUCCUCAUUAUUGACGAGUUUGAUGGUAUUCCCCGCGAUGCUGUGAGUGGUUUUCUUCGUUCGCUCCGCAAUAUCUAUGUUCAUGGUUCUAUGCGUAAAUGUCCCUACAGCCUCGGUGUUGUAGGCGUUAAGAGCAUCGCGCAACUCAAUUUAGACCGCUCUAUUUCGCCGUUCAACAUCCAAGACGAGUUCACCUUGCCCAACUUCACCCUUGAACAGGUCCGCGCGCUCCUUGCACAGUAUACGGACGAAGUCGGCCAAGCCUUCGCCCCUGAAGUCGUUGAGAGUAUUCACAGACAGACUGCCGGACAGCCCUUCCUCGUCAAUCGAUUCGCGCAGAUUCUUACUGAAGAGAUGGACAUUCCGAAAAAGCGAACCGAUUACAAUAGAACACUUCCCAAAGGCACACGCAGAAAUUCUUGA
This is a messenger RNA of Geodia barretti, 849 nucleotides long. Lineage: Eukaryota; Metazoa; Porifera; Demospongiae; Tetractinellida; Geodiidae. The record is from the annotation of a GenBank genome assembly.